GCCUCCGCUGCCCGAAUCGUCGCCCGAUGCAGCACCGGCCACCCCCCAAGAAGCACUGCUUGCAAAUCGCAAUUCGCAAACUGCAGUUCGCAAUUCGCAGCGCCGGACGAUAUAAACCGCACUCUGGCCGUCUCCUGCCGCUCUCCCCAGCCAUCUCUUCCCUGCAGCCAUGUCCCAGGAUAAGAAAAUCAAGAUUGGUGUCCUCGCUCUUCAGGGUGCCUUUGUCGAGCACAUCCACGUCCUCAAGCGGCUGCCCCAGGUCUCGGACGCCGUCCCUAUCCGAACCCCGGAGGAAUUCCAGGGUUCGCAGAUCGAUGCCCUUGUCAUUCCCGGCGGCGAGUCGACCUCCAUUGCGCUGGUUGCCGAGCGGUCUGGACUGCUGGAUCACCUCCGAAACUGGGUCAAAUCCGGCAAGCCAACAUGGGGCACCUGCGCUGGCAUGAUCCUGCUCUCCAACCACGCCACCCAUACCAAGCUCGGCGGCCAGAAGCUGAUCGGCGGCCUCGAUGUCGUCGUCCAGCGCAAUGCGUUUGGCGCCCAGGUCGAUUCGUUCAGCGCACCUUUGACCAUCGACGGUGUCGCUGGCGAGCCCUUUCCGGCAGUGUUUAUCCGGGCCCCGAUCAUCGAAAGCGUGGGCUCGGACGUCGAGGUCAUUGCUCGCCUCGAUGCCAGCCGUGAUGAGCGCAUUGUUGCUGUCAAGCAAGGCCAUCUGCUCGCUACCGCAUUCCAUCCCGAACUCACCAGCGACGACCGCUUCCAUCGUCUCUUUGUCGAGCACGCUCUGGCACACCUGUCGUCUUGAGACCGGCUCCCACAAUACACUCAAGCCCUAUGCACCAUGACCACUCACUCACACCCAUGGCUCCAAGUCCAAGCUCCGCCCAACCAAAUCACGACGUCGUCAGUGGCAACGGAGCACUGUCGCUGAUGGUCGUCCCACGGCUCGGGCGGUGAUUCCAUCUUGUUUUCACUCUGGACGGCAAUAUCUACAAAUACAUAACGAUGAGAAAAC
Molecule: messenger RNA, 1012 nt
Organism: Polychytrium aggregatum
Lineage: Eukaryota; Fungi; Chytridiomycota; Chytridiomycetes; Polychytriales
Product: PdxT/SNO family
Exons: 3
Coding region: 170-802 (210 amino acids)
Biological process (GO): pyridoxal 5'-phosphate biosynthetic process; pyridoxine metabolic process
Cellular component (GO): glutaminase complex; cytosol
Molecular function (GO): glutaminase activity
Source: RefSeq, a predicted model, not a curated record